Molecule: messenger RNA, 582 nt
Organism: Naegleria fowleri
Lineage: Eukaryota; Heterolobosea; Eutetramitea; Acrasida; Naegleriidae
Exons: 1
Coding region: 1-582 (193 amino acids)
Biological process (GO): protein ubiquitination
Molecular function (GO): ubiquitin-protein transferase activity
Source: RefSeq, a predicted model, not a curated record
AUGCAAACCACUCAACAACACUCUCAUCAUCAUUCGAAUAGUUCAUCAACCAACCACGUUCAUCACCAGCAACAACAAAAUACACUCUCCCACGUUCAUCACCAUGCAACAUCUCAUUCACCCACUUCUUCGGGAGUGGUAGUUUCAUCUGGAUCAUCUACACGAAAGUUUUCUUCUUCUUCUUCAAAUAAUAAUAGUAGUAAUCAACCUUCAAAUAACGACAAACUUUCGGAGCACGAAAUCAACAAGUUGCACAAGUGGAAAGACAAUCUAGAAGAUGAUCACUAUAUAUGCCCAAUAAGUCAUGUUCUGAUGAGAGAUCCAGUGAUCUUAUCGGAAAGUGGAAUAACAUUUGAUAGAGAAUCGAUCACACAAUGGCUCCAAACAAAGAACACUUGUCCUAUUACAAAGAAACAGCUAACAACCAAGAAUUUAAUUCCAAACUAUAGUACAAAGAAUCUCAUUCAUCAUGCCAUGAAAAAGAACAUUUCUAAAGUUAAGCACUUUGUCGAGAAGAGAAUUGCAGAAAAGCGAGGUUUAAGUGAAUGCAUGGAUGUAGUGAGAGAUUUUACAAAUAAUUGA